Drosophila santomea is the source of this 1532-nucleotide messenger RNA. It is a transcript of the gene SPH93, whose product is annotated as phenoloxidase-activating factor 2. NCBI's taxonomy places the organism in Eukaryota, Metazoa, Arthropoda, Insecta, Diptera, Drosophilidae. The transcript is spliced from 2 exons. Gene Ontology annotation, biological process: proteolysis. The record is from RefSeq and is a predicted model, not a curated record. Bases 4 to 1482 code for a protein of 492 amino acids. Gene Ontology annotation, molecular function: serine-type endopeptidase activity.
AGCAUGGGGCAUUGCUGGUCAAUCGGAACUCUACUCUUAGCAAGCGUCCUUAUGGGCAAUGCCUGUAGGCAUUUCUGCGUUUUUAAAAACCUUUGUUUGCAUGAGGAACCAAUUUUUGAUUACCGCUCAAGUAAUUGCGGAUCUAAUCAAGUUUGUUGUGCAGUUUUGCUAGAGAAUUUUUAUGAAGUGCAAAAGCCUGGUAGUCCGAUUUCAAUUAAACCAAAUGGCCCCAAAGAUAAUGAGGCAGUAGCACAUAUAAAUCAUAAACAACCAUCGACUUCACGCGGACCCGCCGAGAAUCGACCAAAUAUUAACACCAGAAACUCAUUUAACCAAGGAGAACAGGUUUUAAUAAAUGAUAAACCCUGGAAGCAAGCAGAAAAUCGACCCAAUGAUAACAGAGCAAACCACUUUAUCCAAGGAGGACAAACACCAGUAACCAGCACAAAUCUUCCGAUUGCGUCACAAGGACUAGGAAUCCACCACUACGGUGGACAUUCAACAACCAAUGUUAAACCCUCUACGGAAGUGGAAAAUCGCCCCAGUGCUUACACGCCAAACAACUUUUUCCCAGGUGCACAAACACCAGUAACCAACACAAAUCUUCCAGUUGCGUCACAAGGACUAGGAAACAACCACUACGGAGGGUAUCCUACAACCAACGUUGGAAAUCUACAGUCAUUGUCUACAGAUUGCGGCAUGAGCAACCCAAAUGGCUUGCAAAUUACAGAAGGAGUUACCUUGGACCAAGCACGACCAGCACAGUAUCCCUGGGCGGUUGCUCUUUUCCACAAAGGACAGUACUUGGCUGGCGGAUCCCUUAUUGCACCAGAUAUCGUUCUAACAGUAGCUCACAGGUUGGUGGAAGUCAAAAACAGCCUUUUGGUCAGGGCCGGCGACUGGGACUUGAAUUCCGAUCAAGAGUCAUUUGUGUCUGAGCAGCGCGAAGUGGAAAGGAGAGUUAUCCAUGAAGGAUUUAUUUUCUCAACAGGUGCCAACAACUUGGCGCUUCUCUUCCUAAAAUCGCCCUUCAAACUAAGUGACCACAUUAGAACUAUUUGUUUAGCUUCACCAAGUAAAUCGUUUGAAGGACGGCGUUGCACGGUGGCCGGUUGGGGAAAAAUGAAAUUCGAGGAUCAAACAUCUUCGAGCGUUCUGAAGGCAGUUGAGGUGCCCAUAGUAAACCGUGCCAUCUGCGAAAAACAAUUGAGGACAACCAGGUUGGGCGUAAACUAUCGGCUCCCGGAAAACAUCAUUUGCGCCGGAGGAGAGAUCGGCCGCGAUUCCUGCACCGGGGAUGGAGGAUCGGCCCUGUUCUGUGAAACCGGAGAGGAAAACUCCGGUAUCUACGAGCAGGCUGGUAUAGUAAACUUUGGCAUUGGGUGCGCCCAGGGCAACAUUCCGGCAACAUAUACUGAAGUGUCCAAGUUCUUUUAUUGGAUUAAAGAGAACACACUGCCUUUUAAUUAUAGGAGUGCAUAGUCAUAGAGGACUAAUUGAUUCAAUAAAUAAUAAAAGCAAUCUAAAGCUGA